Molecule: messenger RNA, 1044 nt
Organism: Babjeviella inositovora NRRL Y-12698
Lineage: Eukaryota; Fungi; Ascomycota; Pichiomycetes; Serinales
Gene: RFC2
Product: replication factor C subunit 2
Exons: 1
Coding region: 1-1044 (347 amino acids)
Biological process (GO): DNA repair; DNA-templated DNA replication
Cellular component (GO): DNA replication factor C complex; nucleus
Molecular function (GO): DNA clamp loader activity; DNA binding; ATP hydrolysis activity
Source: RefSeq, a predicted model, not a curated record
AUGUCCUCCAUUCUUACACAAACCUCUGAAACUCCCUCCGAGUCGCAGCACACGCCGUGGGUAGAAAAGUACCGCCCGAAAAACCUCGAUGACGUGGCAUCGCAGGAUCACGCGGUUGCGGUGUUGAAAAAAACGUUGCAGUCUGCGAACCUCCCGCACAUGCUUUUCUACGGGCCGCCUGGGACGGGGAAGACAUCAACGGUUCUAGCGCUUGCGAAGGAGUUGUACGGCCCGAAUUUGAUCAAGUCGCGCGUGCUCGAGCUCAAUGCGUCGGACGAGCGUGGUAUCCUGAUUGUGCGGCAAAAGGUGAAAACCUUUGCCCGCUUGACGGUGUCUAACCCGAGCGCGGACGACCUUGCGCGCUAUCCAUGCCCACCAUACAAAAUCAUUAUUUUAGAUGAGGCUGAUUCGAUGACCAGUGACGCCCAAUCGGCGUUGAGACGCACGAUGGAGACGUAUUCCGGCGUCACACGCUUCUGCCUCAUAUGCAACUAUAUCACGCGUAUCAUCGACCCGUUAGCGUCGCGGUGCUCCAAGUUCCGCUUCCGGCCGUUGGAUGACGCUAACGCGUUGGCCCGUCUCGCGCACGUCGCGGACACCGAGAGGGUCAACCGCGAGGCCGGUGUGUUGGAGCAGGUGUUGCGCAUCGCGAACGGUGACUUAAGAAAAGCCAUCACGUUUUUGCAGUCUGCAACCAGAUUGCACCUGGAUGGGGAUGAAGUGGCGGAGAUUACCAACAAAUCGAUUUUGGAAAUCGCAGGAGUGGUCCCCGACGAGGUGAUUGGAAGGUUGAUCGCCGCAAGCGCCGCCAAGGACAUGGAGAAGUUGUUCACGACGGUCAAUGACGUCAUGCUCGAGGGGUGGAGCAGUGUACAAAUUUUGAGCCAGGUCCAUGAUUUGUUGAUUUUGGACGACUCAUUACAGCCGGAUCAGAAAAGCCGGAUUUCGCGAGUGUUGUUUGAGACGGAUAAGCGGUUGUCCGCGGGGGCGGAUGAGCAUGUACAGGUGUUGAAUUUGUUGUCGCAGCUUUCGUUGAUCUUGUGA